This is a messenger RNA of Rhinocladiella mackenziei CBS 650.93, 864 nucleotides long. RefSeq lists its product as uncharacterized. Lineage: Eukaryota; Fungi; Ascomycota; Eurotiomycetes; Chaetothyriales; Herpotrichiellaceae. The transcript has 2 exons. The record is from RefSeq and is a predicted model, not a curated record. Bases 1 to 864 code for a protein of 287 amino acids.
AUGAGUGCGAUUCAAGACGCCGAAGCCAACGAGUCUAUCCAGGUUCUCAUCACCAUGCACGAGAACAUGGAUCUCCUCGACUUUGCUGGCCCCCUUGAAGUCCUGACUCACGCUCAACACAAUAUCUCUGACCCAGACACCAAAGCCUUCGACAUUACCUUCGCUGCCGCGCAAGAAGAAGUCCUCACUGCCCAAGGCGUCACCUUGACCGCACACAUCUCCUACAAAGAAGCACACAAGCGCUUGAAAGAGUUUGACGUCCUCGUCGUUCCCGGCGGCAAGGCCAUGGAAAUUCUCAAACAAAGGGCGGAGCCCACACUGUUGGUCAAGGCAUUCGCUGACCUACAAACCGCCGACCCGGCCCGUGAGAGAACCGUGCUGGCAGUCAACACCGCCUCCCUGUUCCUUGCGCAGCAAGGUCUCCUGCAAGGUCUCGGUGCCACUGUCCAUCCAGACUUCUACAUCAAGCUGGAGAAAGAGUGUCAGGAAGCUGCAGCCAGAGACAUGGGUGAACGCACCGACGUCAUGGAAGAACGAUAUGUAGUGAACAACGCACGCUUCGACUUGGGUGAAGACCUCGACGAAAAUCCCUAUGUGUUCAAGAAGGGCCGCAAGAAUUCGACUGCCCGCAAAGGCAGUAUUGCGCGCAGGGAAUCCAACCUCCGUCACGAGAAUCUUGUCCGACGCCAGAGCAUGAAGCUCGGAGGCAUGCGAGUCAUUACUAGCGGUGGCACUAUCUGCGGGAUUGAUGCUAGUUUGUACCUCGUCAGCGCGCUCGUGAGCCACGAGUCGGCCCAGGAGGUCGCUCGUCUCAUGCAAUAUGAUUGGGUCAAGGGCGUGGUGGUUGAUGCCAUUGAUGUUUAG